GUUUUAAAGAGUCCCUUUCUGAUUGCAGCUGUGCCUUUGACAAACCACUGCUGAGUCUGUAAGAGAUGCCACUGCCACUGCCACUCCAAAGUUCCAAGUCCCGCAAAAUUAUGCCCAGUGACCAUGACCAAUCUGAAAAGAGGAGGGAGAAUUACCAAACAAAGAUGUCUCCAUCUGCACCUCAGGGAACACUCAAAAAGAGAUCAGCUUUUGAAGAUCUUACCAAUGCUUCUCAAAGUCAACCUGCCCAGCCCAAGAAAGAGGCCAAAAAGGAGUUCACUAAUGGUGUUUUCAAGAAAAUAAAUGGAAGCACACUUGCUCUUGGGUUGGCCAAAAACAAUGAGUUGAGUCUAAAAACGUAUAAGCUGAAACCAUUACGAGUCAUAGCCUCUACCACCUUGGUAUCAAACAUUAUGGAGAAACUAUUCAUUCUGGAGAUAUCUACCAUCUCCAAAACACUCACUACUGAGAGGGCAUCUCUUUCCAAAAAGUCAUUAGUUUUAAAAGAGGAUCCCACUACUGAGGAGGCAACCCUUAUCAAGAGGCCAUUAUCUUUAAAAAAGUACACGAAUCUGGGGAACAUGUCCCUCUUGAAAAAGUCAUUAUCCUUGCGUGAGGAGACUGACAAUGAAGAUGAGUUUAUUAUAGUGCCAGUGACUUUAAGGAAGAAGCAUAGAACUGAAGAGGCAGCCAUCACCAAGAGGACAUUAUCCUUAAAGAAGAAGAUAUGCACACAUCAGGGGAAGCAGUCUUUCUGGGAUGAGUUAUUGGCCUUGCAUGAGAAGAUCAACAUUGAAGAGAAUUCCUUCUUUAUGAAGCCAGUGAACUUUAGGAAGAAGCCUAAAACUGAGGCAGCAACCCCCACCAGAAAGCUGUUAUCUUUAAAAAAGAAGAAGCUUACCACUGAGGGGAAGAUGUCCUGCUUGAAAAAGCCACUAGUAUUGCAGAAGAUCACCUGUGAAGAGAAGUCACUCUUUAAGGAGCCAUUGUCCUUUAAGAAAAAACCUGCCACUGAGGAGGAGUUCGUCUCUCAAGAUUCUUCUACAUUACAAGGGAAGCACACCACUCAGGGGGACAUGUCCAUCCUGAAGAAGUCCUUGCCCUUACAAAAGACUCCCAUUGAGGAGCAGUCACUUUUUAAGGAGCCUUUGGCUUUUAAGAAGAAGUGUACCAUUGAGGCAGCAACCCUCACCGUGAAACCAUCAUCUUUAAAGAUGUGCACUACUCAGGGGAAAAUGUCCCGCUUGAAGAAGCCACUAAUACUGCAGAAGACCAUAUCUGAAGAAAAGUCAGUCAUUGAGGAGCCAUUGUUCUUUAAGAAAAAGCCUACCAUUGAGGAGUCCUUUUUCCAGCAGCCAUCUGCAUUGCAAGAGAAGCAGACCACUCAGGGGGAAGUGUUCAUCUUGAAGAAGCCAUGGGCAUCCCAGGAGAAUGUCAACAGUGAAAAUUCCUUUGUUAUGGAGCCAGUUUCCUUUAAGAAGAAGCAUACCACCAAGGAGGCACCCCCCACCAAGAAGCUGUUGUCAUUAAAAAAGAAAAAGUGCACCACUCAGGGGAAGAUAGCCAGCUGGCAAGAAUUUUUGGACGUGCAGGGCAUGUUUGUCAAAGAAAAGGAUUCCUUCUUAAUAGAGCCAAUGUCAUGUAGGAAGAAUCCCACAACUGAGGAGGCAACCAUCACCAAGACACCAUUAUCUUUAAUGAAGAAGCAAAUCACUCAGGGGAAGAUGUUGUUAAAGAAGCCACUAAUGUUGCAGAAGACUGCCUCUGAAGAGGAGUCACUCUUUAAGAAGCCAUUGUUCUUUAAGAAGAAGCCUACACCUGAGGAGGAGUCCCUCUUCCAGGAUCCAUCUGCAUUGCAAGAGAAGCACACCUUUCUGGAGGAGGUAUCGCUCUCAAAGAAACAAUUAGUCUUGCAGGAGAAAACCACCAGUGAAGAGGAAUCAUAUAGUAAGGAACCAUUGGCCUUGAAGGAGAAGCCAACCACUGAGGAGGACUUCUUCUUUCAGGAGCCAUUUCCAUUACAUGAGAAACCUGGCAACAAAAAUGAGUCCCUCUUCCAGAAGGUUUUGUUUUUGCAGGAUAAGACUGAUAUCAAAGAGGGGUCCUUCAAGAAACUGUUGGCCUUGCAAGAGAAAACCACCACUGAAAAGAAGCCCCUUUUUAAGAAGCCAUUGGACCUCAAGAAGGAGCCUUCUGCUGAGGUGGCAACAAUCAUAGAGAGGCAAUUAUCUUUAAAGAAGAAGCCCGCUGCUCAGGGGGAAGUGUUUCUCUUAAAGAAUUGGUUGGUCUUGCAAGAGAACACCGCUAAUGAUAAGAAGUCCCUUCCUAGGCAGCCAAAGGCCUUCCAGGAGAUAACCAGCAUUGAGAAAGGGGCCCUCUUCAAGGAGCCUUUGGUCUUGCAGGACAAUCCCAGCAUUGAGGAGGCAGUCCUUAAAGAGCCCAUGGACUUGAAGGAGAAGCCUACUUUUGAGAAGGAAGUCCUACUGAAAGAGUCCACUAUUGAUACAGAGGCUCACUUCAAGGGACCCCUGACCUUGCAGGAGAAGCCUAGGAUUGAGAAGGAAGCCCUCCUCAAGGAUCUCACUAUUGACACAGAGGCUUACUUCAAAGAGCGCUUGGCCUUGCAGGAGGAGCCCAGCAUUGAGAAGGGAGCCCUUUUCAAGGAGCCUUUGGCCUUGCAGGAGAAGCCUACCAUCAAUGAGGCAUUCUUUUCCAAGAAAAUAUUAGUUUUGAAUGAGAAACCCACCACUGGGGAGAAGUUUUCCUUCAAGGAGCCUUUGCCCUUGCAAGGAAAUCCUACCAUCAAGGAGGACAUGUUUCUCAAAGCACUCUUGACCUUCCAAGUUGAGACAAACCCACAUCUGUCCAGCACUGCCAUUGAAUCCAGAACAGGCAAGUCCAGCACUGCCACCAUGUUCAGUGUGGGCAAGUCCAGUACUCCCAGCAAGUUCAGUUGGUGUGAAUCCAGUUCCAAAAAAUAUUUCUCACCUCAGGGCAAGAGAACACAGAAAGAGAUGACCUCACUAGAGGAUAUUGACGAGGACCACAGUGAUCCAUUUUUCAACUCAACAUAUGCCAAGGAUAUAUUCAGUUACAUGAAAGAGAGAGAGGAAAAAUUCAUACUUAAAAAAUACAUGAACAGACAAACUGACAUCAACAGUGAUAUGAGGGCCAUUCUUGUGGACUGGUUGGUGGAGGUACAGAUGGCCUUUGAGAUGAGUCAUGAGACACUGUACUUGGCAGUGAAGCUGGUGGAUCACUACCUAAUGAAGGUAGCGUGCAAGAGGGACAAGCUGCAGCUCCUUGGUUCCACUGCCUUUCUGAUUGCAGCAAAAUUUGAGGAGACCUGCUCACCUUGUGUGGAUGACUUCCUGUACAUCUGUGAUGAUAUUUAUCAGAGAGAUGAUGUGCUUGCCAUGGAAAUCAGCAUCCUGAAAACCCUCAAAUUUGAUAUCAACAUCCCCACUGCCUAUCAUUUUCUGCGCAGAUAUGCUAUGUGUGUCCGUGCCAAUAUGAAGACCCUGACCUUGUCCCGCUUCAUCUGUGAGAUGACCCUGCAAGAAUAUGACUAUAUCCAGGAGAGGGCUUCCAAGCUAGCUGCUAGCUCCUUCCUCCUGGCCCUCUACAUGGAGAAGCUUGGACACUGGGCUCCUACCCUGGAAUAUUACAGUGGCUAUAAGACCUCUGAUCUUCACCCCUUGGUCAGGCAGCUGAACAUCAUGUUGACUUUUCAAUCUUGUGACAGGCUCAAGACUGUGUAUUCCAAGUAUUCUCACCAGGUCUUCUUUGAAGUCACCAAAAUACCCCCCUUGGACAUGUUGAAUCUGGAGGAGAUCUUGAACUAUUACUGAUUUUGAGACUGAGAGUCUGAUACCCUGACAACAGCCAUGAGAGCCAGGCAGACACAUUAAUAGGCUGUAUUUAUUCUGUGUUUAAAUUUGUCUUUUGGUUACUUAUUUU
Loxodonta africana (African savanna elephant) is the source of this 3960-nucleotide messenger RNA. RefSeq names its product cyclin B3 (gene CCNB3). Gene Ontology annotation, biological process: mitotic cell cycle phase transition; regulation of cyclin-dependent protein serine/threonine kinase activity. NCBI's taxonomy places the organism in Eukaryota, Metazoa, Chordata, Mammalia, Proboscidea, Elephantidae. Gene Ontology annotation, molecular function: cyclin-dependent protein serine/threonine kinase regulator activity. The record is from RefSeq and is a predicted model, not a curated record. Bases 66 to 3851 code for a protein of 1261 amino acids. Gene Ontology annotation, cellular component: cyclin-dependent protein kinase holoenzyme complex; nucleus; cytoplasm. The transcript is spliced from 12 exons.